This is a messenger RNA of Hyla sarda, 2654 nucleotides long. Its product is annotated as calpain-13-like. Gene Ontology annotation, biological process: proteolysis. The coding region runs from base 124 to 2340 and encodes 738 amino acids. The transcript has 25 exons. The record is from RefSeq and is a predicted model, not a curated record. Lineage: Eukaryota; Metazoa; Chordata; Amphibia; Anura; Hylidae. Gene Ontology annotation, molecular function: calcium ion binding; calcium-dependent cysteine-type endopeptidase activity. Gene Ontology annotation, cellular component: cytoplasm.
AGGACUGAAGAAGAAGGAACAAUACUGAGGAAAUACAACGUUACACCCGGAGAUCGUGGAGCAGAGGAGAGACUUUGAUCAUAACUGGAUGGUUCCUUGAAGGACCUUAAGCUUCCAGCCAUUAUGCCGAUCCCUGGAGUAUAUCAGAAAGUGGCAGAGGGCCAGCAGUCCCAGAGAAAAAUUGGGACUGUAGAAAAUCCCAAGAAAUUUAAAGGACAAGACUUCAACAGCAUACGGGACCUGUGCAUCAGCCGAAAGCAGCUGUUUGAGGAUGACAUCUUCCCGGCCAACCUCUAUUCUAUCGGACAACAUUUGCUAUCACAGGAUAAACUGCUGAGCAUCAAAUGGAAAAGACCGACCGAACUUCAGAGAGACGCCCAGUUUCUGGUAGAUGGCGCCAGCAUAUUUGACAUCAUGCAAGGAGAAAUAGGAGAUUGCUGGGUUCUCUCUGUUGUCGGGGCUUUAACUUUGCAUCGAAAAUUCCUGGAAAACGUUGUUCCCAAAGACCAGGAGUUCACACACAAAUAUGCUGGAAUGUUUCAUUUCAGGUUCUGGCAGUACGGAGAAUGGGUGGACGUGGUUAUCGACGAUCGGCUACCGAUGCUCAAUGGAAGAUACUUGUCAGUGCAACCACGUGUCAGCAACGAGUUUUGGCCGUCUCUUUUGGAGAAAGCGUAUGCUAAGUUACGCGGGUCGUACCAGAACCUGCACUGGGGAUUCAUCUCAGAGGCCAUGGUGGACUUUUCUGGAGGGGUGCAAAUGGAUUUUAACUUAUCCAAACCCCCACUGGACCUGCAAGACAUUGUGUUAGCUGCUGCACGAUCGGGAUCCUUUAUGGGGUGCACAACGCCAGGAGACUUACAUACCGGGAACGCCGAGCUGCAGAACGGCCUCAUUCAGGGUCACGCCUACACUGUGACUGACAGCACUCAGAUCGAAUCCAGCAACAGAUCAGAAGACAUUGUGCGGGUGUGGAAUCCCUGGGGCAAAGGAGAAUGGAACGGACGCUGGAGCGAUAAUUCCUCACAAUGGGACAGAAUCCGGCCCGACCUAAGGAAGAAACUCAACAUUGACAGGAACGAUGGAGAAUUCUGGAUGUCUUGUCAAGAUUUCAUGCAAAAUUUCGUACAAUUGAACAUCUGUAAUCAUACUCCGAGCUACUUAGAUUUUGGCAGUCCUCAGUACGUCUGGGAGAGCACCAACUACUACAACCAGUGGGUGAGGGGCAGCAGCGCUGGCGGCUGUAGCUCUGCAGAGGAUAUGUGGAAAAAUCCCCAGUAUGUAAUCACAGUCCAAGAGUCACAAGGCACAAAGAAGGGAUAUAACGUGACCGUGGCUCUAAUGCAGAGUCUCAGCAACGAAAGGAAAUACAAUCCUAGGUGGUUACCUAUUGGAUUCGCCUUCUGUAAGGUAACAGCCAAGGGAGUGAAGAAUGGGUCACAACAAAAGUUUUCCAGGCAGCAUGCUACAGACACCAUCAACUCUGGACUAGAACAGGCCAGAGAAGUCACCAGAUCCUUCAUGGUCCCAGCUGGCACCUACGUCAUUCUACCGUUCACUCAAAACAAGGGACAAGAGUCGGAGUUCCUGCUGAGAAUCUUUACGAAAACUUCACAGAUUGCUGAAUAUCCAGACACAAAACCAAGUGAAAGGAACCGAGAACUUACCUCCAACAACACCUCAUCUCAAUCUGAAAACAUCAAAAAGGUCCAAAGAAACGGAAACCAAGCACCGUACCCCAAUGAUGCUACGUUAAGUGACUUUGGCUCGAGGCUCAGCAUAAACACUCAGAAUCCUAAGGCCGUGUUAAAAAGAUAUCAAGAUGGCAACUACGAGAGUAUUUUUGCGCGUUAUGCAAACCAGAACUCGGAGAUGUACCCGGAGCAGCUGCAGAUGCUUCUGAAUGAUGUGGUUAUCACCGAUAAAACCUUUGCAGCCAACAGAGGAGACUUCGGCCUGGACUCCUGCAGAGGGAUCCUAAUGCUGAUGGACCUGAAUGCGAAUGGAAGACUCAGUCUCAGUGAAUUUGGCCGCUUGUGGAAACGACUGAACAUGUGCAAGGAUCUUUUCCAGACCAUUGAUGUGAACCAGACCGGAUUCCUUGAUGGAUAUGGAUUGGCAAGAGCCGUCCAAGAAGCCGGUCUCCUGGUCAGUGAGGCGGUGCUGAACAUCAUGCUCCUGAGAUAUGCCAACUACGUACAGAGGCUGAGCUUUGCCGACUUUGUCUGCUGCAUGAUUCGCCUGGAGACCGUGACCAAGGUUUUCCAAAACUUAACAAAGGACGGAGCUGGCGUGUACCUGAGCGCAGAAGAGUGGAUGCAGAUUAUCAUGUCUAGCUGACCCCCGACCCCUGACCCCCAUGAGGCUCUGACCUGAUUUCCGUCCAUUGUGAAGGCUCCUGACUGACCCGACAGCUUUUGCUCCUUAUAUUGGAGUUUCGCUGUAGUUUACAUUUCUCUGCUGAAUGUGUCUGUAAGUUUUAUAUAACUCACAUUCCCUGAACUCUUCUAUCACCGCAGGGAAUUGUUCAAUGAUGUUUUUGUAGAAAAUGUCUUUGAUUUUAAAUUAAUGUUUAAGUUAAAUGUUGCUGAAAAAAGCUGAAUCUGCUUUUCUUCUUUUGUAAAAAUGUGUUUGGUUGAAAUAAUAAAUGAAGA